Messenger RNA from Arachis stenosperma, 1672 nucleotides. RefSeq lists its product as uncharacterized. The record is from RefSeq and is a predicted model, not a curated record. NCBI's taxonomy places the organism in Eukaryota, Viridiplantae, Streptophyta, Magnoliopsida, Fabales, Fabaceae. Gene Ontology annotation, molecular function: damaged DNA binding; 5'-3' DNA exonuclease activity. Gene Ontology annotation, biological process: interstrand cross-link repair; protection from non-homologous end joining at telomere; double-strand break repair via nonhomologous end joining.
CCAUCUCCUUGGGCCAUUUCUGCAAUGGAUGAAGCUCUGAUAUCGGUGGACCGUUGGGCGAAAGGAAGCCAGGCGUACUUCCUGACCCACCUCCACGCCGAUCACACCAAAGGCCUCUCUUCCACGUGGUCCCACGCUCCUCUCUACUGCUCCUCUUUCACCGCUGACCUCAUUCCCUUAAAGUUCUCCGACUUCGACCUCUCUCUCCUCCACGUCUUCGAAAUCGGCACCUGGCAAACCCUCAACCUCAUCUCCCGUUCCUCCGGCGCCCCCACCGCCGUCGAAUUCAUCGCAAUCGAUGCCUGUCACUGCCCCGGUUCGGUUAUGUUGCUGUUUCGUGGCGAGUUUGGGUGCAUGCUGUACACGGGGGAUUUUCGAUGGGAGGUGGGUUGUGAGAGGGCUGCGAAGGCAAAGGAGAUGCUUGCGGGUGCUAUCAAGGAUGAUAAGGUGGAUGUGGUUUACCUUGACAACACGUACUGUAAUCCUAUCUAUGAUUUUCCAAAUCGCCAAGUUGCAGCUCAGCAGGUUAUUGAUAUCAUUGCUUCUCAUCCUGACCAUGAUGUUAUUAUUGGGAUUAACACUCUGGGAAAAGAAGAUCUUUUGGUUCAAAUUUCAGAGGCGCUUAAGAUUAAGAUUUGGGUGUGGCCAGAGCGAUUGUGGACUAUGGAUCUUCUUGGUUUCUAUGAUAACUUUACAAUCAACACAAGUAUUACUAGAGUGAGAGCUGUUCCUCAGUAUAGCUUUAAUGUUGAAACUUUAGAGGAACUGAACAGAAUUAAGUGCCCAACCAUAGGUAUUAUGCCAUCAGGUCUUCCAUGGGUAAAGAAAUCCCCUCCAAAGACCAAGUCUAUUUCACGUGCACAUUUAACAGCUCGUUGUAAGAAAGCAGAAUGGAGUGAAGACGACGAUGAGUAUGAGCCAAUGGGGGAUAUAGGACCUCCCGAGAAGCUUCACAAGUACAUAUUUACUGUUCCAUACUCUGAUCAUUCAAAUUUUGCAGAGAUAAUGGAUUUUGUGAAGCUUAUCAGGCCAAAAAACCUGAAGGGCAUUGUAUCUUCUUCAUCAUGUUAUAUUGAACCUAUGUACUACCUCGGUCUACUUUGUCAAGGCAACCGUCCUUCAGAAGUGUUGAAUAGCAAGCUUAAAAGGAAAGCUAGAGCUACAGUAGCUGGGAGCAACAAAAAACCAUCAGGUUCUUAUAAUGCUGAGUUGGUGAGAAAGAGAAGCAUGACUUUGAAGGCCAGGCUUAAGCGAAUUCGUUUGAGCAAGCAUAGUAUACUGAGAAAAGUGCGCAAGGGUGCCAAAAUUCCGGAUAUAAGUGCUGAUCUAAAGACUGACAGUGAUGGAAAUCAAGUGGAAUAGACGACAAAGGAAACUGGAUAUGCAUGGUCAGUGCCACAGCUGAAGUUAACGGUGCAAGGUAUGGUCAACAUGCUCCUUAACACAGCUUGGUAAAUUUUCGUUGUACAUUUUGAAAUGUCUGUCAAUAGCAAGUUUAUUCAUCAGUAUACGGUUCUCGAUGAAUCUGUGCACUCCUUUUGGAUGUAGCCUUGUUCUCUCUAGAUGCACAAGAAAUUGUGGUAAAAAUGUUAAGAUGAGGUUGUCAAUUGAUUUAAUGGACAAUGUUAUAUAUAAUUUUGAGGUGCUACUGCCUACUGCUACACAAAUCUGA